Molecule: messenger RNA, 829 nt
Organism: Ostrinia furnacalis (Asian corn borer)
Lineage: Eukaryota; Metazoa; Arthropoda; Insecta; Lepidoptera; Crambidae
Gene: EMRE
Product: Essential MCU regulator
Exons: 2
Coding region: 33-380 (115 amino acids)
Biological process (GO): calcium import into the mitochondrion; mitochondrial calcium ion homeostasis
Cellular component (GO): uniplex complex
Source: RefSeq, a predicted model, not a curated record
UUAUUUACUUUUUUGUCAAUCUGUCUUGUUCGAUGUCAGUUUCAGUUUUUUGUGUAAAAUACACGAGACAAAGUUCUAAAAAUAAUCACGUUAAUAAUAUAAAUCUGCGCAAAAUGUCGAUUACUAGAUUGCCACGACUACUUGCCCAAAUGAAGAUUGUAACAAGACCAGAACAAGUGUUUCAAAGGAGAACAGCUACCACCACUCCUACAGGAGCGAUUUUACCAGAGCCCGAGAAGAAACCUUUCGGUCUGCUGAGUAUAGUUGCUGCUGUUGUUCCGGGCCUUCUUAUCGGAGCUGCAAUUAGUAAAAACAUAGCCAAUUUCUUAGAAGAAAACGAACUUUUUGUGCCCUCCGACGAUGAUGAUGAUGACGAUUAAAUAUUUUUAAAUACUUAGGUGAAAUUUGCGGGUAUUCUAAUAAAAUUCAAGAUUGUUGUUAAUUUUUUAUUAAAUAACUGUUAAAAAUCUAUGAAAACAUUUGUGCUUAAGCGCCACAUUUAAAAAUCAUGUCUUGCACAACAAUUCUAUGCAUUAUAAAAGUUUCAUGUAUCUUUAUUUAUGUUAGUGAUGAAAUUAUGUAAUAUGAUAUUCAAAUAUUUACAUGAUUUACAUAAAUAUAAUAUGUCAAUCAUUUAUACAUCAACAGCAAUUUAUAUACAGCUUUAUCAAAUUUAUUCUUAAAAUAAACUUACAAAUGCAUUAUAAACAAAUGCAAAGUUGAAUUUCUCGCAGAGUGAAAAUUAUCUCUGCAAUUCUAGUCAAAACAUUUCUCUCAUCUAUGUAGCAAUAAAUUAAAUGAGUAACAAUGUAAUCUCCACACUUGUGCU